GGCCGGGAGGAGGAAAAGCAUGGCGAGUUUCCUGUGUCUGGCCGGCUCUGCCUGCCUCUGCACCACGUUCAUCCCCGAAAACGCAGGAGCCUUGCUGAACGUUACGUCGUUGGCGCUUCUGGGAAAACUGAUGGUCAGUGCAGCGUUCAACAUCGCCUACGUGUACACCUCUGAACUCUACCCGACAGUUAUCAGGAACGCUGGUUUGGGAGUUUGUUCCAUGUCGUGCAGAGUCGGAGGAAUCCUUGCACCGUUUGUUCCUUCCAUGGUAAGGGCGUUUAGCUUUUGUAGCUUCUCAAUGAAACUGAUUCUCUCUGGAUGACAUUUGAGCCAACGUCAGCAAGUACAAGAACAGGGGAAUUUAAACAGGCGUUGUAUUAUGACCUUUUAUUGACUUGUGUUAGAAGCCAGGAAUGGAUAGUGCGGUUUUUUUCUGAACUCCUCCUGUUUUUUUUCCCGGGAAGAGAAAAUGUGGAAUGUGAGUUUUUGUUUUUCAUGGAUAUCAACUGCAUUCCUCUGGCAGGAUUAACAAAAUUACAACACGGUGCAGGAAGUCACGGCACGUUUCAACAACAAGGAAAUUCAAAGUGCUUUACAGAAAACAAAAGCAACAUUUAAAUAGAAACUC
Micropterus salmoides (largemouth bass) is the source of this 628-nucleotide messenger RNA. RefSeq names its product solute carrier family 22 member 15-like. The transcript has 3 exons. Lineage: Eukaryota; Metazoa; Chordata; Actinopteri; Centrarchiformes; Centrarchidae. The record is from RefSeq and is a predicted model, not a curated record. Bases 20 to 322 code for a protein of 100 amino acids.